Molecule: messenger RNA, 360 nt
Organism: Solanum stenotomum
Lineage: Eukaryota; Viridiplantae; Streptophyta; Magnoliopsida; Solanales; Solanaceae
Exons: 2
Coding region: 1-360 (119 amino acids)
Source: RefSeq, a predicted model, not a curated record
AUGUGGGCGCUAAAGAAGUUGAAUUUGGAUUGGGGCGCUGCAUCGAGUCAAAGGCUAAUGGAUAUGAAUGAGCUUGAUGAGUUUCUCCUAAAAGCAUAUGAAAUUUCAGCCCUGUACAAAGAGAAGAUGAAAAACUACCAUGAUCAAAAGAUUGAAAAGUUGAGGUUGUUUCCUAGCAAGCUCAAGUCCAAGUGGGCCGGGCCAUUCAGAGUAACUCAGGUAUUUCCACAUGGAGCGGUCGAGCUCGAGAACAAGGAAGGAACAAGGUUCAAAGUGAACGGACAGAGGAUCAAAGCCUACUUGGGUAAAUCUGAGAGUGUGCAAGAAGUUAUCGAGGCCUACUAUCUUUAUGAAGUCUGA